This is a messenger RNA of Girardinichthys multiradiatus, 2983 nucleotides long. RefSeq names its product minichromosome maintenance 10 replication initiation factor (gene mcm10). Gene Ontology annotation, biological process: DNA replication; DNA replication initiation. Gene Ontology annotation, molecular function: DNA replication origin binding; single-stranded DNA binding. Bases 188 to 2872 code for a protein of 894 amino acids. The record is from RefSeq and is a predicted model, not a curated record. Gene Ontology annotation, cellular component: replication fork protection complex; nucleus. NCBI's taxonomy places the organism in Eukaryota, Metazoa, Chordata, Actinopteri, Cyprinodontiformes, Goodeidae. The transcript is spliced from 18 exons.
GUCCUUCAUUUAGCGCCAGUUUACUGGGGAGCACAGUUUAGUUGAUUGUUUGAAUGAAAUAAAUGCCUGUCUGGUUCAAACCGGAAGUGAUUUAUUGUGAGGUUCUAAUAUUUGGUUUUGUGUCGCCAGUGGAAAAAGGAAACAAAGCUGAGCAGCUACGAACAGAGCCCCAGUCAACACGUCUAAAAUGGACAGUGAGGAUGACCUGGACAUUCUGACUGCGCUCCUGGCUGAGAACGAGGAUGCCGAUGAAGUACAAGACGGUGAGGAGCAGGCGGACGAUUUGGACGGCCUGUUCGAUGACGACGACAGAGAUGAGGAAGAGUACAACGAGGGCAGCGAGGGGGCGGCUACCGAGGCCGUAGUGUCAGAUCUCUUCGGGGAUGUUGGCGACAUUGAAAAGGAAGAGAAGGAUGCAAAAGGAAAAGGAAGCGAGCGAGAAGUCCGAAAUGACCUGAACGGGUCCACAGAGGAUUUACAUGAGGAACUGAGGCGGAUGCAGGAGCAGAUGCAGAAGCUGCAGCGGCAGCUGGAGGCGAGCCAGAAGAACCUAGCUCCUCCAUCCACUAAAACCAGCUCUGCAGGAAGCUCCACUUGUCCCAAACCAGGAAUAUCAAAACCAACACCGACCCAGCCCCCAGCAUCCAAACUGAGCCAGGCUAGACCUAAACAACAAGCAGCAGCAGCAUCUUCUUCCACUCCAGUCAGAGGAGGAAGCUCGAAGCUGCAGGAAUCAUCGGACUUCUCCUCUCAGCUCAGCAAUGCAGACUCAUUCAAACGCAAACCAAGAAUGGCUCACCAACCUAAAGCUUCACCACCAGAGGAUAUGAAACCAUUGGUGGAGGUGAAGAUUGGCAGCUCCUUCCAGCCACUAGAGAGCACCAGCGAGCCCUCUGAUCGCCUGCUCUCACCUGCUCCGUCCCGCAGCAGGUCUACACCAGCUGGACCACCUAAACCAGCACCUGAGCCUCCUGUUCCUAAAGACGUGGGUGUUGAGAAGUACUCAGGACUGCGCCUCAGGAAUCCUCGAGUUUCCUCAAGCGAGAUGGACCGAAAGAUGGCCGACCGCCGGCUGAUCCGACUGUCCCGGGUGCCGGAUUGCCUGAAGCGGGAGAAGCUGGAAGACAGCGACUGGGUGACGUUUGCUGUGCUGGUCAACAAAGCUACGCAGCAAAGCAGCAGCAGUGGCAAAACCUUCAGCAUCUGGAAGCUGAACGACCUUCAGAACCUGGAUGUGUUUGUGUCCCUGCUGCUGUUCGGUGACGUCCACAAAGAGCACUGGAAGAUGGAGCCCGGCACGGUCAUAGGACUUCUGAACCCCAACCCCAUGAAGCAGAGAGACGGAUAUGAAGGGGUCAGCUUGACAGUGGAUCACCCUCAGAAGGUGCUGGUGAUUGGAGAAGCUCUGGACUACGGGACCUGCAAGGCCGUGAAGAAGAGCGGAGAGCCCUGCUCUCAGAUUGUUAACAUGUAUGAGUGCCAAUUCUGCCAGUACCACGUCAAAGCCCAGUACAAGAAGAUGAGCUCGAAGAGGGCCGAGCUGCAGUCGUCGUUCUCUGGAAAAGCCCCCAACCGGGUGAAGGUGAACGGAAAGGGGGGCAGCCUGAAGGAGCGGCUGUGUCAGGACGGCUUUUACUACGGUGGGGUGUCGUCUGCUGCCUGCGCCGCUUCCCUGACUGCGUCCAAGCCGAACAAACCCGUUCAGAAAACGCUGGAUAAGCUGUUUGUCAGAGGAUCGGCUCAACUCAUCAGUCAGGCCAAGAGGCUCGGCAUGAAGUCUGGGGAGGUUUCUGGAUGUUCCAACGAAUUUAGGAGCCUGAUGUCGAUGCCAACCCCAGGAGCUCUGCAGCUGAAGAAACAUCUAGAACAGGACAGCCAGUUUGCCUCCAAAGAUGCAUCUGGAGCUCCGCUUGAGUCCAUCUCUGCAUCCGACCUGUUAAAGCAGCAGAAACAGAGGCAGCGCGAGCUCCUCGAGAGCCGCAGACACAGAGCCGAGCAGAGGGUGCUGCAGAAACCGAGCAACACCGUUACAACGCCGGGCCGAGGUGGUCUGACUUCUCUGAAAGCUGCCUCAGAUGUCUCCAAGGCGACGCAUAGCCCAUCGGCGCCUCACGCCCCGACCCUGGGCCGUGGCUUCUCCGAGGGAGACGACAUCCUCUUCUUCAACAGCAGCGCGCCUCAGACUCCGCCCCCGAGCGCUCUCAGCCUGUCAGCCGCCAAGCUGGCCGCUCUAAAGAAACUGAGGUCAAAAGGAGCAGCGCUGGAGAAGGAAGACCCCAACGCUGUGAAGAGGAAGUGGAGCGACAGCAGCGAGAUCAACACCCGAGUAGAGAAGAAUCGGAUCUCACCCAACGGCGAGUUGUCCGGUAAUGAAGAAGAGGAACCAGCCCUGAAGAAGAGACGCGAGCAGCUCCAAUAUAUGGAAUCCGAGGAGUUCCAGAAGAUCCUCAAUGCCAAAUCUCGUCAUGGGGUUGUGCUGCAAGCGGCAGAGUACCAGCUGCAGGAGCGCUACUUCAACGUGCUGGUGAAGAAGGAGCAGAUGGAGGAGAAGAUGAAAGGAAUCAGAGAGAUGAAGUGUCGGGCUGUCACCUGUAAAAAGUGCAGCUACACCUACUUCAAGCCGGCAGAUCGUUGCGUGAGUGAGAACCACGACCUGCGGUGGCACGAUGCCAUGAAGCGUUUCUUCAAAUGUCCCUGUGGACAAAGGGCCAUCGCUCUGGACAGGCUGCCACACAAACACUGCAGCAACUGUGGCCUGUUUAAAUGGGAGCGUGACGGGAUGCUGAAGGAAAAAACAGGACCUAAGAUCGGUGGAGAACUUCUUCAGCCUCGAGGAGAGGAGCACGCCAAGUUCCUCAACAGCUUGAAAUGACCUGAGGGAAACCUGAUAAGCGUUUUAUGUUUGUGUAGUAACAUUUCUUUUUCAUACUCAGAUGUGUAGCCUGCGGUAAAUGAGCUGAUUAAAGCAAAUAAUUAGUAAUAA